Penicillium malachiteum is the source of this 291-nucleotide messenger RNA. RefSeq names its product beta-lactamase/transpeptidase-like protein. The record is from RefSeq and is a predicted model, not a curated record. Lineage: Eukaryota; Fungi; Ascomycota; Eurotiomycetes; Eurotiales; Aspergillaceae. The coding region runs from base 1 to 291 and encodes 96 amino acids. The transcript has 2 exons.
AUGGCCGAUUGUCUUGCGACCGAUACUCAGAAGGAUGUUGUUUCCCACCUAGAGGCAGCCAUGUCUGAUGUGGAGGACGUCAUGAAAAUGGCCAGAGUCCCCUCUAUAUCGCUUGGCAUCAUUCAUGAAGGAAAUCUUAUCUUCAGGAAGAGUAUUGGUCUCAGAGAUGUCGAAAACAACCUUCAAGCAAAUAGUGAUACCUCCUACCUCAUUGGAUCAUGCUCAAAGAUUAUUACCUCUACGGCGCUUGGGCUACUGGUAGAGGAGGGGAAAUUGAUGUGGGGGGGAUAA